AUGAUGCGUAAACAAAUGGCCCACAUGGGCCGUCCGUUCAAAGGCCGUCUAGUGCUGCUAAUAGGAUUGUGCGUGCUGAGCUGGUCCGCACUGGCACAGGAUACAGUAGUGCCAACAACGAGCCAACCCAACACCGAUCCCACGACGGUCGGUGAUGCCGCCAGCAGCAAAAGCGGAUCGUCGAUAGAGCCCUCAGAGUCGACGACGACGUCAAUCGCGCCCCAGUCGCUCGAAGUGUUACCCCUGGUCGCGAAAGGUGACGAAAGCGCAACUCCCGAACCACCGUUGAAGGUCCACCAUGAGGUUGCGGUUGCUGUUGACUCACGAGUGGCGGUGGAUUCAUCGACCGCUGACCCUGCACUGGAAUUCAACCCACCGUCUGAGCUCGUCACUGGUGAUUCGGCACGUCCCACGGUGCCAUCAAACGUCAGCACACCCGUGGAAAGCCAACAGCACCCGGUCACAACGAAGGUCCCGGAGUUGGAGUCCACCGUUUCGCCGAAUGUGGCCCACGACGCCAAACCGGUUAUUCUGCACGUCAAAUCACCCGCAGAGGAAGCGAACGAUCGAGCGGGCGAGAAUCCGCCCUCGAUCCUGAACCACUUCCUGCCAAGCGGCGAAAGCUCGUCCGAGGAGCUGCUCAAGAUGAGCGACGUGCGUGCGUCGGCGGAAGUGCGCGGCCGAGCGAUCAGUUUUGGACCGAACGAACCGAUCAACUUCGUCACGGCGCCUAACCUCGUCACCACGGUUGGGCCCUCGAUGGGUGAACCCUCGGCGGAAAAGCCCACAAAACCACCGGGUGCGUUCGAUGACCUCAGUGACGUCAGCAUGGAAUCGACGGACGAGGCGGAGGGGGCUAAGAUGUCGGGCCAGGACACCUCGACUGAGGGAAAAUCGAUGGAAAUGCCAACCCCCGGCGAGUGCAUUUUCAACGGUGUCGAGUAUAAGACCAACGCCACCGUGGACAAGGGUUGCGACGAACGGUGCCACUGCGAGGAGGACGGCAAAUGGCGCUGCGAGGCCCGUUGCGGCCGGCCAUUCGUAAAACGCGGCAAAACGGCCCUGGCAGCCGGUUGCUACGAGAAUCCCUCCAAAACGGACGAGUGCUGUGCCACGCUAAUCUGCCCUUCAGAGCGGUUCACCGAUGGACGUGUCGAACCGACGCCCGUCUCGGAGGAACCGACCACGGCCAAGGCGAUCGUGACGAGCUGCAUCUACAAGAACCGCUCGUACGACAUCAACGAACGGAUGGAGAUCGGUUGCGAGCAGAUCUGUACCUGCAACAGCGAUGGUGAGAUGGAGUGUGCUCCACGCUGUGCUCCACUUAACUCGACCCGCCCAGAACAGUGCGUCGUCCUGCCUGACCCACACGAUCCUUGCUGUAAGCGCGAGUUCUGCGAUGUCACGCUGGACGACCACGAGCAGAGCAGCGGUGUGAUGAUGAUGAUGGCACCGGCUUCAUCUUCAUCGUCACCUUCGACGACGGUGGUGCCGGAACGGGAUGGAAAAACACCCGGACCGGAAGCUGACCACCGGUCCACCGGAUGUGAGUUCAAAGGCCGCACGUACCAGCUGAAUGAUCAGUUCCACGACGAGUGCAACGCGCUGUGUCUGUGUACGGAGGCUGGUGUGCACUGUGCGAAGAUCGAGUGCCCGUCUGAGUUUGGGUUGGACGUGCUGGAUCCGCACUGCCUCAAGUGGGGUCCGGAUCCGGCCACAUUCCGUGCGAUCGCACCCCGCUGUUGCCCGGAGCGGAUGCGUUGCAUCGACAAUGGGACGUGCGAGUAUAAGGGUCAGUUCUUCGAUAACUGGUCGGAUAUACCGAGCAAUUUGACGGGUUGCGAGCAGCACUGUUACUGUGAUACCGGCAUCGUCGAAUGUCGACCGGCGUGUCCUGCCGUGCCAGCGACGCCACCUUCUCAUCUACCGUGUAGCCCACGGAACGCCCGGUUGAUGCCGAUUCCGGGUGAAGAAUGCUGCCAGCACUGGACUUGCAGUGUCAACACCGAUAACGGUCUGGCCAGCGGCAACGACGUGUUGAAGCCGCUGCUUAUGCCGGGCACGAUCGGGCAAUUCCUGCCAACGAAACCGCCUCGCACGGACGCGAAACCCCCACCGGACGCGCCCGGGAAGGAACCGACGCCCUUCUACCCGACGGUGGACGGAAAACCACCGAAGGUACCGCAGGACAAACCCCACAAAAAGUACACCAAGGAGGACGCCGGUAAGAAGGAUCACUUCAACAACAUCUUCGGUGGCGCCCAACCUGAGGAGCCCGAGCUGGACGAUGGCAAGUACGAUUACGGCAGCUACGAGGACGCGAUGAAACCGGCCACGCUCGGUGUGCAACGUCCCGGUCCGCCCGGGUACUAUGGGCCGGAAAUCAAGCCCCACUACGGUGCUGAUUUUCACCCGUAUCUGCACCCGGCUUCGGCAGGCGUCCAACCGGCCGGACAACCCGUUCCGACGGCACCCGGUCAGCCGGGACUACAUCCUGGCCAGCAUCAGGCGAGUGCGCUCGAUAAGCAGCUGUUGAACGUGCUGGGACCAAACGGACCGGGUAGUUUACCGCCCAACAUCCGCAUCGAGCAGCUGCUGCAGCACAUCCACGGGCAAGAUCCGAAUCUGCCACCGCAAGGACCUCCAUUGUUGCAUGGCCAGAGCCUCCCGAAUGGGCCGCCCUUUGGGCCGGUUGGAUCGCAACCAUCGACGGGCAACGGCAUCAACUACAACCAGUACGGUACGGAUUCGCAUGACCCAUCGCACGUAGACAUUGGCGUGGCACCGCACGAUCCACAUCAUCCACCACCGUCGGCACCAGCAGGUGCCGGCACACCCGCUGGUGGGCUAGCGUUCUCCGGACUGCAAGUCGACCUGAAAGUGCUCGCCCUGGACGCGAUCGAUGCGAACACUGUGCGUGUCAUUUUCCUCGUGCCGCAGGUGUACGUGGGACUGCAUGGUCGCGUUGAACUGCGAUACACGCGCACUCGCAACAACGACACCGCCACAUGGCAAUCGCAGGUGUUCGCACCACCGGACGAUCUGAUCGCGACACCACAGCUCGAGUUCGAGCUGCCAGGACUGAACGCCAACACGGAGUAUCGCGUGAAGAUCACGCUUAUCCUGCGAGACGUCAACUCGCAACCGUCUAGUCAGAUCUACACCGUCCGUACGCCCUCGGAUCGCGUGAUCACGCCACCACCCGUGAUCGGUUCCGGACACUUCCCGCACAUGAGCCACCCAACGAACUUUCUCAAGGAGAUCAUCCAGGAUCCGGAGCUGCGAGCUGCCGAGGUGAACGCGACUUGGGCGAAGAUCGCAUGGCGCAAGCUGGAUGAUGAGGAGCUCGAUUACGUGGACGGUAUACAGCUACGGUACCGUGAGAUCGACAGUGUCGUGUACCAUGCGACCCCACUCAUCCACCGGGCGUUGAGUGAAUACACCGUGGAGGGUUUGCAGCCACAAACGCGUUACGAGGUGGGCAUUUUCUUCAUACCGUUUCCGGGUCACGGUGAAGAGGUGCGGGCUGGUGACAUGCUACCGAUCACCACCGCCGAGCGGAUCGACGUGUACGGAUUCGAAGUGGUGGUGAACGCCAGCAAGAUCAAAGCCACCAGCGUCGAGGUGAGCUGGUUGGGUGUGCCCUACCCUGAGGACAAGUACAUCAACAUUUACCGAGCGAUCUACCAGAGCGAUAGCGGGAAGGAAGAUUCAAGUGUGUUCAAGGUGGCUAAACAUGACUCCACGACGGGUACGCUUAUAGCCGACCUAAAGCCCGGAACUCGGUACAGGUUGUGGCUUGAGAUGUACCUCACCAACGGUAGCAUUAAGAAGAGCAACGUAGUCAACUUCAUCACCAAGCCCGGUGGUCCGUCUGUGCCAGGAAAGACAGAUAAACUUGCUGCCGCGGGUGCAGCCGGUGCCGUGAAUGGAGACUACUACGGCCCACUGGUGGUGGUCGCCGUCAUUGCAGCAUUGGCCGUGAUGUCUACGCUAAUACUGCUGCUCAUUUUAACGAGGCGACGUGUGCAGAGUGCUACCAUAACGCCGCCCCGAAAGAACGACGCGGCGUACGACAAUCCUAGCUACAAAGUCGAAAUUCAACAGGAAACCAUGAAUCUAUGAUGUGAGCAUGUUGGACAUGAUGCUUGCUGUGACGAGUGUGGCGCAUUGGGAUGCCGCCUGGGUCACAUGUAGUGGCAGCUAGUGAAGUGUUUUUUUUAUAUUUAUUUAUGAGUCCGCCGACGUGCUACAAUGAUCACGUUCAGGGUUUGCGAUCUUCCGGUGUACAUAGUAGAACGAUAAUCCGUCCGUUAGGGAGAAGGGAAGAUUGGAGUGAUCGCCCAAUGGCAUAUUAGCCUCCUAUAAGCUAGGCCGGUAGAAUGUACGAGAUCCCAAGGCGUUUUCCUUUUUUUUAUGUAGCCAUAACUCUGAUGUGUAGAUACGCCGACGAGCAGUCUGGAUCAGUUGGAGCGGACGGUGAGCAAACAUUGCUAAAAAUGCAACAUGUACAUACAAUCAGUAGCAAAUAGAUCGAUUAGCUAACGUCUCUCGUGGAGCUGCGCAGUUCUUGAGUUGGCAUUGAAACUCCCGAACCAGGGCAGUAAAAAGGAAGAG
Messenger RNA from Anopheles nili, 4617 nucleotides. Its product is annotated as putative epidermal cell surface receptor. Bases 1 to 4125 code for a protein of 1374 amino acids. Lineage: Eukaryota; Metazoa; Arthropoda; Insecta; Diptera; Culicidae. Gene Ontology annotation, molecular function: protein binding. The record is from RefSeq and is a predicted model, not a curated record. The transcript is spliced from 9 exons.